AACGAUAAAUCCAUCCCUCUUUUGCUCUUCUUCUUGUCUUCAUCAACCCUACUACCUCUCCGUUUUCUAUAAAUCUGCCCACCCUCUUCCAUCCACACUCCCCUUUUUCUCUGUUUCUCAGCCCCUUUAAGUUGGAGAUAGAAAUACAAAACAAAAAGAAAGAUUCUAAGUACAAGAGAGCAAGAGUGAGUAAAACUAGAAGAAUAGAGGUUGGGUAGUGGUGCUACAUGUGCUUUGGAAUCAAAAUGCUACUUUACAAGUAUCUAUAAUCAAUUCCCUCCAGAGGUCACAUUAUAUAAAAACAUAUUCACUCUUUUCCUCCUUAGAUCUCUCCCUCACUUUCUUCUCAUUUCCACGGUUUGUUGAGAUAAUUGGGUGCUGUGUCUUAGUUUCUGAUCUGUGAUUCACAUAGGAAAUGGGCGAAGAGACAAAAAAGGAAGAAGGCAAGGCAGAGGAGAAGACAGAGGAGAAGAAAGAAGAAGAAAAGAGUGAAGAGAAGAAAAGUGAGAAUGUGGAAGAAAAGAAAGAGGAGACUAAGCCACCAUCACCAGUAAUUUUGUUUGUAGAUUUGCAUUGUGUAGGAUGUGCAAAGAAGGUAGAAAGGUCCAUAAUGAAAUUCAGAGGAGUUGAAGAGGUUGUCAUGGAUAUGGCACAGAACCAAGUAACAAUAAAGGGGAUAGUAGAGCCCCAAGCUGUGUGCACCAGAAUACAGAAAAAGACUAAGAGAAGAGCCAAGAUCCUGUCCCCGUUACCUGCAGCUGAGGGAGAACCUGUGCCAGAAGUCGUUACUUCUCAAUCCCAGGUUAGUGGAUUGACGACGGUAGAACUGAAUGUGAACAUGCAUUGCGAGGCCUGUGCUGAGCAGCUGAAGAGAAAGAUACUCAAAAUGAGAGGGGUGCAAACAGCGGAGACAGAGCUGAGCACAGGAAAGGUGACAGUAACCGGAACCAUGGAUGCUGAUCGCCUCGUCGACUAUGUAUACAAAAGGACCAAAAAGCAGGCUCGAAUCGUACCACAACCGGAACCACCUGUCAGCGAAAAGAAAGAAGAGGGGGAAAAGCCGGUAGAAGAAGUAGCGGCAAAGGCCGAUGAGGAAAAGGCAGAGAGCGGCAACGGGGAGAAAAAUGAGAACAACGGCAAGGAAGGAAAGGAGGAGGGUGGGGGUGGCGGUGAAAACAAGGAAGAGGGAAAGGAGGGAGGAGGAGGAGAGGAGAACAAUAACAACGAGGAAAUAAUGAAGAGAAUGAUGUACUAUUAUCCUCAACUAUACGUCAUCGAGCGGGUCCCACCCCCCCAACUCUUCAGUGAUGAGAAUCCAAACGCCUGUUGUAUCACAUGAUGAGAAUGUAAUUAAUGUCUGUGUGUGUACAUUUAUAUAUAAUCUACAAAUUUUACAUAUAACAUAAUAAGAGGGCAUAAGAGAAUGGAAAUGCAUGGGAAUUUGUUUAAUAUAUAAUAAGAGAAUGUAAUGUUGUGUAUGUACUCCGUCCUACUUUCCUAGUCCAUAGUAGGAGUUUAAUGAAAGGCCAAAAGCCAUGGACAAUGGGGAUUUUGGGGACUUAAUUGGUGCCUGUUUGGAAGGGUUUUCACACACUGGUGAAGUUAUGUUUGGUGAAAAACCUAAAAAAGAAA
Nelumbo nucifera (sacred lotus) is the source of this 1632-nucleotide messenger RNA. RefSeq names its product heavy metal-associated isoprenylated plant protein 9-like. The record is from RefSeq and is a predicted model, not a curated record. Lineage: Eukaryota; Viridiplantae; Streptophyta; Magnoliopsida; Proteales; Nelumbonaceae. Gene Ontology annotation, molecular function: metal ion binding.